AUGAAUCUUGAAUUGCUAGACGCAUUUCAUCAAAAUUACCCAGAGGCUAUUGAUGGACACCUGGAACGAAUAAAGAAGGAUGAAUCUGGAGGGUCUCCUUUUGUCGUUAAUAUUCAAUUCAACAGACUUGGUAGUCUUGUUGCAGUUGGAUGCAAUGAUGGUCGUAUUGAAUUCUGGGAUUUUGUCACUCGUCGCAUCGCAAAGUUCAUAAUGGCCCAUUCACACCCUAUUUGCUCGAUGAGUUGGAGCAGGAACAGUCGUCAACUUGUUAGCGCUUCUGCUGAUAAUACUGUCUCUAUUUGGGAUGUUGUAACAGGACAAUGUGAACAAAAUUUCACAUUUCCCUGCCCAGUCAUGAAGGUUCAAUUUAAUCCACGAAAUUCCAACGAUGUCCUUGUUUGUCCACUUCGGCAUGCUCCAGUUUUGAUUGAUGUCUCCACUGGCAAACCGACAAUUCUCAAACAAGAUUGUGACAACGAUCCAAGUGUGGUUGCUUCCUAUGAUCGCCGUGGGGCGUAUAUUUACACAGGAAAUUCGAAGGGCAAGGUGACUAUCUAUGAUACAAAAGACCUGAAAGUUGUUAAUUCUUUUCGUGCUAUCAGUACAUCUUCUAAUUCCUCCAUCAAGUCGAUUGAAUUUUCGCGACGUGGAGACUUCUUCCUUUUGAACUGCGCCGAUCGUUUUAUCCGUGUGUAUAAUUGUUCUGAUGCUCUAGAAUCCUCUGAACCUGAACCGCUUCAGAAACUCAGAGAUCUAGUCACAGGGAGCCACUGGCGUAAGUGUUGCUUCUCUGGUGAUGGAGAAUUCGUCUGUGCAGGUUCUAUGAAGCAGCACUCGAUUUAUAUUUGGGAGCGAGCUGGUGGCACUCUCCUCAAAAUUCUCCAUGGGCAAAAGGGUGAGACCCUGCUAGAUGUUAUUUGGCAUCCUCUUCGACCCAUAAUCGUAUCCGUCUCCAACUCCAUGAACAAGGAACAGAUCUCUAUUUGGGCUCAAACUCAGGUUCAAAACUGGUCAGCGUUCGCCCCAGAUUUCAAGGAGCUCGAUGAAAAUGUUGAAUACGAAGAACGCGAAUCCGAAUUCGACUUGGAGGAUGAAGACAGGGAAGAGGAUGAAAAAGAAGAUGAUGUUGAGCAAGAUGAAUUUGUUGAUGUAGAAACAGCAGAACCAGUUGCCGCGUUAUUAAGCAGUGACGAGGAGAUGGAACCUGAAGAUAUACUCAUGUUUCUCUCAAUUUCUCCCGAUAUCGACAAUCCUGAAGAACUAUCCGGUGGAGAGGAGCUGACUGAAGGCGCGAAGGCCUCUGAACCUCCAUUACCUAUGAAACGCGCCAAAACUGCAGAUAAAAUGGACCUUGUUUCAUCCGGUGCGACUUACAAUAUAGACCUACCUAACGCACCCACCGACGAGAUACAUCCGAUGUUGAGUAUGGGGAAGAAGCAUGGAGGCAAUAAGUCGACUGCGGGACAUAAUUAUUCCGGUGCUGGCAAAUCGGCAGACUCUUCAGACGUCAGUUCAUUCCGAAAGAGCAGAAAUCGAACUAGGAAGUAA
Molecule: messenger RNA, 1548 nt
Organism: Rodentolepis nana
Lineage: Eukaryota; Metazoa; Platyhelminthes; Cestoda; Cyclophyllidea; Hymenolepididae
Source: the annotation of a GenBank genome assembly